This is a messenger RNA of Cherax quadricarinatus, 4037 nucleotides long. The record is from RefSeq and is a predicted model, not a curated record. Lineage: Eukaryota; Metazoa; Arthropoda; Malacostraca; Decapoda; Parastacidae.
AGAGGAAUGAAGCCUGCCAGCCUCCAGCUGGCAGAAAGAGCUCAUAUCAUUGCUCUCUUUCACAAGUAUGUGAGCCCCAAGCAUCAGCGUGAAUACCGGGACAAUCGCAGGGGUAAAAUAUUAAUGAAGAUGAGACGAAAACUCGAGAAGAAAUCAAGUGAAGAAGAUUGGCAGAAGCUUGUAAUGGAGUCAAAGACCAGUUCUCUCUUGUCUUCAACAAAUGUAGUUUUGGGAGACGCUGCUGCAAGAGAGAGACUGAAGCCGCCUCCUUCUUGCAUUAAUUCUGACCGCAAGAAAAUCGCCUUAGGCACUGCAACUAAAUCUUCAUGCUCAGAUCUUGAUUCUAUUGUCAUUAAACGAAGGAGUUCAGAGAAUAGUGAGUUAUCUCCAAGUAAUAAAGUGCAAAGAUUGUCAGAAGAGGAAGAAUCUCAACUAAAGAGAAAAGAGACUGAAAUACCACAGAAACAGCUAAAAAAAAUGAAACUUUUAAAUGGUCAAGAAAAAUCAACUUCAGACAAUGUAUCUUCUAAGGAUGAAAAGAAGUUAAAGUCAGAAAGAAAACUCAUCAGUUGGCCCUAGAAAACCGAAUAAUUACAGUUAUAAAAGGGUAAAAAUCUAAAAUUUGCCAUUAUUUUUUUUUUUCAUUCGUUGUAAGUGUAUAUAUUGAAGGUAGGAAGACUCGGCUUGUUAGGGCCUUGAUAUGCAAGAAUGACCAUCUCUCUGUAUUUUGUAGCCAGCAAGAACCCUUCAGCCCAGCUCUUCCAUGGGUCUGUCUAAUUGAGUUAGAGUACUACAAAUUGGCAAUAAACUGUUUACUAUUAUAUAGCUUUAGAUAAUGUCUUACUUUAGGGGUUAAUACAGUUAUAACUUUUGAGAGUUACAAGCACCAUGAUAUGCUAAGCAUAAAGUAAUACAAAUGUUCUUUUAGUGAUAAUAUUAUUUGAAAAUUUAAAAUAAAUUUUAUAUUCUUGGUAGUAUUGUGUAUACUGUACUUGAGUAUAAUCUGACUGCUCAUUUAAGUUGAACCCCCUGACUUUCCUUCCCAGAAAAUCCUUAAUAUUUUGAGGGAUGAUAAAAGAGGUUAAAUAGUCUUGAUGCAAAAUAUGUUAUAACUAAAACUUGAGUAAAAGUACUGAAAUGUUAACAAGAGCACCAAAAACUCAGAAAUAGCCUUAACACUUUAUAACAUGAGAAUAAAGAAGCACUGCAGGAGACCUGCUUGUUCAUGCUAGAGAGGUCCUACUCACACCCAACUAUUACAGAAGAACAUAAGAAUAGAGAAGCACUACAGUAGGCCUUCUGGCCUAUGCCAGGCAAGUCAUACUCAUGUUCAACAGAUGUUUGUUUGGCAGAGAUUGUUAAAGAACUGUGGACUUAUUAUUUACAUUCUUUUGGUAUAGUUAUCCAUGUUUAGUAUGUGUUAGUGGUUGGUUGGCAGACAAGGAAUAUGGGAAGAAUGGAUUGUUGUGGAGGUAGGAGUAGGUUUGGAGGACAAGCUGGUGAUGCACUCUUUCUCCUGUACCCACAAAUACCUUCAACACACUUCCUUACUCUAUAAUAAACUGAACAAUAAUAUUUAUUUACUUUUGACAGAUUAAUAAUGACAAGCAUCAUGAUAUAUCAAGCCACAGUAAUAUAAAUGUUCUUUAGGUAAAGUUUAAUUUUUUUUUUUUUCAACAAGUUGGCCGUCUCCCACCGAGUUUAAAAUAUAGUGAUUAUAUUAUGUGAGGUUUCAAAAUAAAUGUUACAUACCUGAUAGUACUGUAUAUACUGUACUUGAGUAUAACCCGACAGCAAUGUGUAGGUUGACCCCCUGACUGUGCCAAAAAAAAAAAUCCUUAAUUUUUUGAAAAACUUUUUUUUAGAAGAGGUUAAAUCGUUCUGAAGGCACUCAAGGAAAUAUGUUAGCCAGAUUUGAGUCCUGGAAGUGGAAAAUACAGUUCCAGCACUCCAAAGGAGUAGUGGUUUGUUUGCAGUCGUGUCAUUACGAUUUCUUGAGUCGAGUAGUGGGGAGUUGCAGUUCGGAGGGCCAUCUAAACUGUGAUAUUGACAUGUUGCUGGCAAGACUGGUUGAAUGAGUGACUGAAGUGUUUCCUCUCUUUUUGCAGGGAAGGGAAGGCAUAGUAGGUGUGUUUAAAAAUUAUCUUGUGCAACUAUGCUUUGUAUUUUAUAAUGAACGAAGAGCGAGAGAAAAUACUGGUUAGCCUUGGAACUUGGAACAGCUGCCUAUUUAGCAACUUUACACUGAUUCUUUGUUGCACUGUAUAUAAAUUUCAAGGACACCAGUGAAGGGCUCUUGAUUAAAGAAUUGGAACUACCUUUCCUUGGAUCAAAUCUUAUUGCUUUCCAUUCUCUAAGGCACUGUAUUAUACCUACAGACUUGGGGGACAGAGGCUGCAGAUCUUGUACAGAGAGAAGGCUCUGUGAGUAAGCACAUUGCCUACCAUAUUGCCAGAGGCUAACAUCAACUGAAUAACCUCUGCAGCCAGUGCUCGCUUGGCAAAUCUGAGAGAGGCCUUUAGGAAUCUCAACAAACAGUCAUUCCAGGUGCUUUAUACAACUUAUGUCAGGCCCAUCUUGGAGUAUGCAGCACCAGUAUGGAACCCACACCUGAGGAAACAUGUUAAGAAACUGAAGAAAGUACAGAAGUAUGCAGCAAGACUAGUUUCAGAGCUAAAGGUAUGAGCUAUGAAAGAAGGCUAAAGGAAUUGAAUCUAAUAACCCUAGAGGACACAAGGACCGGGGAAGACAUGAUAACAUACAAAAUACUUUUUAGCUGGAAGCUAAAGACAGUGAUAGUCACACAGACAUCGGGAAGUAUUUCUUCAGUCUCAGGGUGGUCAGGAUGUGGAAUGACUGAUCUCAAUGAAGUGGUGGAGGCAGCUUUCAUACAUAGUUUUAAGAUUAGGUAUGAUAGGGUCUAUGAAGCUAGGAGAGAGUGAAUCUGGCAAGUAACAAGUUGAGAGGAAAUUCCAGGAGCUAGGACUUAACCCCUACAACCAUAUAGAGGUGAAUACAUGACAUCACCCCUACCUUCUAAAAUCCUCCUCAUCUCUGCAACUCUAUUUUCUGUCUUAGCCCUGACUAUCAAUAAUUACCAUUUUGUGUAGUCUUCCUACCAUAACAUCUUGUUAAUAUUCACUCUAAAUUUCUUGUUCUUUUAUUAAAUCCUAGGAUUUUAUCACAAAAUCUUUAAUGUUCUGUGACCUAUUUUACUUUAUUCAGUUUUCAUCACCUGACAUUUAUCUGUAUGAAAUUCCAUAAUUCAUUUUCUGCUCCAGUCUAUCAAAAUCUUUUAAGUUCUUUGCAUGAAAAAAUUAAUAUUUAUCAAUAUUCAUUAAUAGAAUACUCUCUUAGUUACUUGAGGGGGAUCCAUUUUGGUUGACUGCUGGAUUUAUUUUCUUAUGUAAAUUUCGUAUUGAGUAAUUUGCACAUAACCCCUUCAGGGUCCAAGGCCAAAAUCUGAAGUGGUGCUCCAGUGUCCAAGAAAUUUUGAAAAAAAGAGAAAUUAUUUUUUUCUUACAGAAUUAAAGAGUAUAUUUUUGUGAAGGUAAUAAGACAAAAUUUUUUUUUUUCUGAUCAGUACUUACCGAGAUACAGUGCCGAGAAGUUUACCCCAAAUGACAUGGUGGUGGCAACAGCGACGAUUUCCACAUACGCACAUUACUUUGUUUACCCUUUUUUUGUAGUUUUUUCUUUUCUUUUCUAAUUUUUUCUUUUCCUACUAACAUUUGGGGCCUGAGAGACCAAUACUGUAUAUAAUGUAUGUAUAUAAACUCACUGUAUUGAACACAAUAACCGCACUAAGGUUAUUAUCAUAUUAUUGUUUACCACUGUUGUUUAUUACAAUAAACAUGCACAAAUCUUGUAUAAUACUAAUGUUCUAUCAUAUAUUUACAUAUUUACAAUCACUGGACAUGGUUUUAGAACUGCUGGAGCUUGUGGAACUCCUUGAAACAAGGCACCAUGCACAGAGGUACCUUACAUUCCUCACACAUAAACCGAGUGUCUUUGCGUCUUUGUUGCCGUCGUUUUGU